AUGUCCCGGGUUUUAUCAACUACAUGGCGAAUGGAGAAGGAUAAUGGGACUCUAGCUCAACACUAUCCAGAAUCGGAUCCUGGACUAGAUUUUGAGAAUUCUGGAACUGAAGAUGUUAUGAAUUCAUUACAUGAAGCCUUUAAGAAUAUUUCUGUUCCAUAUGAUACACCAUUUGAUAAUACGACACGAAAUGUUAUCAGUGGAUUCAUUGCUGUUAUUUGUGUUUUGGGCCUGGUUGGAAAUGGAAUGACAACUUAUAUUUUGGUGAAUUCCAUUAAGAGGAAUUCUUUUAUCACUUUCAUCCUGAAUCUCUCCAUCGCUGAUUUUGGGGUCCUCACAUCCCUCAUUAUGGCAACUGUAUUUGUAGUGGUGUCAUUUCUGGGUAAAAAAACUGACAUUGUCAAUACCAUUUCCUUCUUGAUUUUUGAGCUCUUUUUCUUCACCUAUUCUGCUAGCCAGUUUCUGCUGACGGCCAUCAGCCUGGACAGGUGUGUGGCUGUCCUCUUUCCACUCUGGCAUCGCUGCCAUCGUCCUCCAUAUUUGUCCACCCUGGUUUGUGGCCUCAUCUGGAUCCUCUCCUUCCUGCUCUCUGCAGUGCACUUCAUUCUCCAUCAGACCAGCAGCUCUGAAAGUUCACCUUUGCUUUUCCAGCUUAUUGUGAAUGGUUUGCUUUGUACACCUAUUAUGAUUGUGUCCACUGUGACCCUCUUGAUUCAUAUGAAGUCUAAAUCACAGUGCAAUCAAAGGAAGCUGCUCACCACCACCAUCUUGCUGGCUCUCCUUUGCUUCCUCCUUUUUUCUCUCCCAAUGAAUGUCUUUUAUGUCAUUGAAUAUUUUUGUCCUCAUUGUCUCAUCCUGAUGACCAUUGGGAUAGGAUGUGCAUCUCUCAACAGCAGUAUCAACCCUCUUCUUUAUUACUUAGUUGGGAGGAAAAAGAAGGGAAAGAAGCAGCCCAGAGCAUCAUACAAGGUUGCUCUACAAAGAGUCUUCAAGGAUGAGCAGGCAAAUCCAGAAGACCCGGGAAUCCCGAAGGAAGACAAGUUGUGA
This is a messenger RNA of Crotalus tigris (Tiger rattlesnake), 1047 nucleotides long. Its product is annotated as proto-oncogene Mas-like. Bases 1 to 1047 code for a protein of 348 amino acids. Lineage: Eukaryota; Metazoa; Chordata; Lepidosauria; Squamata; Viperidae. Gene Ontology annotation, cellular component: membrane. Gene Ontology annotation, molecular function: G protein-coupled receptor activity. The transcript has 2 exons. The record is from RefSeq and is a predicted model, not a curated record. Gene Ontology annotation, biological process: G protein-coupled receptor signaling pathway.